Haliotis rufescens (red abalone) is the source of this 3051-nucleotide messenger RNA. RefSeq names its product extensin-like. NCBI's taxonomy places the organism in Eukaryota, Metazoa, Mollusca, Gastropoda, Lepetellida, Haliotidae. The transcript has 2 exons. The record is from RefSeq and is a predicted model, not a curated record. The coding region runs from base 1 to 3051 and encodes 1016 amino acids.
AUGGAGUGGUCAGCACCCCCAUUCCGUCCACCUGCAUCUCCACUCCGUCUACCCCCACCUCACCUGCACACACACCCCUAUCCUUCAGCACCCCUUUUCCUUCCACCUGCAUCUCCUCUCCGUCUACCCCCACCUCACCUGCACCCCGCUCUAUCCUUCAGCACCCCUAUUCCUUCCACCUGCAUCUCCUCUCCGUCUACCCCCACCUCACCUGCACCCCGCUCUAUCCUUCAGCACCCCCAUUCCGUCCACCUGCACUCACUCCGUCCACCAGUACUCACCUCCGUCGACCUACACCCAACUCCGUGUCCACCCGCACCACCACGCUGUUCAUCCACCCCGCCCACCCGCACCACCACGCUGUUCAUCCACUCCGCCCACCCGCACCACCACUCUGUUCACCCACUCCGCCCACCCGCACCACCACUCUGUUCACCCACUCCGCCCACCCGCAACAUCACUCUGUUCACCAAACUCCGCCCACCCGCACCACCACUCUGUUCACCCACUCCGCCCACCCGCAACAUCACUCUGUUCACCAACUCCGCCCACCCGCAACGCCACUCUCACGCACUCUGCCCACCCGCAACACCACUCCAUUCGCCCACCCCCAUCUCAUUCCGUCCACCCCACUCCAUCUACCUGCACCACCACUCCACCUGUAUCCCAUCUUCGUCCACCUGUAUCCCUAUUCCUUUCACCUGCACCCCGGCCUAUCCACCUGCACCCACUCCGUUCGACUGCACUCACUCCGUCCACCAGUUCUCACCUCCGUCCACCCACACCCUCACUGCAUUCGUCUUCUCCUUCUACCCUCACCCUACUCCUCAUCCACCCACGACCCAGUCCUCCCACCCACUCAGCACCACCACUAAUUCCGUCUACUCUCCGCGUCCACCCACACCCCACUCCGUUAACCCACACCACCACUCUGUUCACCUUCUCAUUCACCCAGCCCGCCCACCCGCACCACCACUCAACGUCCACCAACAUUUCAUCCACCCGCACCGCAACUCCGUCUAUCCUUACCCCACUCCACAUCCACCUACAUCCCUCUCCGUUCAUCCACCCGCACCACCACUCUGUCUACCCUCAUCCCACUCAACGGCCACCCACAUCCCUCUCCGUUCAUCCACCCGCACCACCACUCUGUCUACCCUCAUCCCACUCAACGGCCACCCACAUCCCUCUCCGUUCACCCACCCGCACCACAACUCCGUUCAUCCACCUGCACCACCACUCCGUCUACCCUUACCCCACUCCACAUCCACCCACAUCCCUCUCCUUUCAUCCACCCGCACCACAACUCCGUCUACCCUUACCCCACUCCACGUCCACCCACAUCCCUCUCCUUUCAUCCACCCGCACCACAACUCCGUCUACCCUUACCCCACUCCACGUCCACCCACAUCCCUCUCCUUUCAUCCACCCGCACCACAACUCCGUCUACCCUUACCCCACUCCACGUCCACCCACAUCCCUCUCCGUUCAUCCACCCGCACCACAACUCUGUCUACCCUCAUCCCACUCAACGUCCACCUACAUCCCUCUCCGUUCAUCCACCCGCACCACAACUCCGUCUACCCUCAUCCCACUCCACGUCCACCCACACCACCACUCUGUUCACCUUCUCAUUCACCCAGCCCGCCCACCCGCACCACCACUCAACGUCCACCAACAUUUCAUCCACCCGCACCACAACUCCGUCUACCCUUACCCCACUCAACGUCCAUCUACAUCCCUCUCCGUUCAUCCACCCGCACCACAACUCUGUCUACCCUCAUCCCACUCCACGUCCACCCACAUCCCUCUCCGUUCAUCCACCCGCACCACAACUCUGUCUACCCUCAUCCCACUCCACGUCCACCCACAUCCCUCUCCGUUCAUCCACCCGCACCACAACUCUGUCUACCCUCAUCCCACUCCACGUCCACCUACAUCCCUCUCCGUUCAUCCACCCGCACCACAACUCCGUCUACCCUUACCCCACUCCACAUCCACCCACAUCCCUCUCCUUUCAUCCACCCGCACCACAACUCCGUCUACCCUUACCCCACUCCACGUCCACCCACAUCCCUCUCCGUUCAUCCACCCGCACCACAACUCCGUCUACCCUUACCCCACUCCACGUCCACCCACACCACCACUCUGUUCACCUUCUCAUUCACCCAGCCCGCCCACCCGCACCACCACUCAACGUCCACCAACAUUUCAUCCACCCGCACCACAACUCCGUCUACCCUUACCCCACUCAACGUCCAUCUACAUCCCUCUCCGUUCAUCCACCCGCACCACAACUCUGUCUACCCUCAUCCCACUCCACGUCCACCCACAUCCCUCUCCGUUCAUCCACCCGCACCACAACUCUGUCUACCCUCAUCCCACUCCACGUCCACCCACAUCCCUCUCCGUUCAUCCACCCGCACCACAACUCUGUCUACCCUCAUCCCACUCCACGUCCACCUACAUCCCUCUCCGUUCAACCACCCGCACCACAACUCCGUCUACCCUUACCCCACUCCACAUCCACCCACAUCCCUCUCCUUUCAUCCACCCGCACCACAACUCCGUCUACCCUUACCCCACUCCACGUCCACCCACAUCCCUCUCCGUUCAUCCACCCGCACCACAACUCCGUCUACCCUUACCCCACUCCACGUCCACCCACAUCCCUCUCCGUUCAUCCACCCGCACCACAACUCCGUCUACCCUUACCCCACUCCACAUCCACCAACAUCCCUCUCCUUUCAUCCACCCGCACCACAACUCCGUCUACCCUCAUCCCACUCCACGUCCACCCACACCACCACUCUGUUCACCUUCUCAUUCACCCAGCCCGCCCACCCGCACCACCACUCAACGUCCACCAACAUUUCAUCCACCCGCACCACAACUCCGUCUACCCUUACCCCACUCCACGUCCACCCACAUCCCUCUCCGUUCAUCCACCCGCAUCACCACUCUGUCUACCCUCAUCCCACUCAACGUCCACCCACAUCCCUCUCCGUUCACCCACCCGCACCACAACUCCGUCUACCCUCAUCCCACUGA